GAAAUGUGUUGGAAAUAUCGCGAGAGCAGCCGCUGUCGACGUCACGCCGUUGCUCCCACAGGAAACCCGAUGUAAACAAAGCGUCUCUCUUAGCCUGUGUGCGUGUUAACGCGGACUGAGUUUAACGUUUCUUUCGUCGUCUUUUCUUCUUUAUAAAUCCACAGUUUGAACUCGUAGCUUAGCAGUUAGCUGACUGCAGCUAACGCGAGCUAGCUGCCCGAACGUUAGCAUUCAGUAAAAUGGAUGAUAACAAGAUGGUGGCUGGUAAAGUGAAGAAACCGGGCAAACGCGGCCGCAAGCCUGCAAAGAUCGACCUGAAGGCCAAACUGGAGCGGAGCCGCCAGAGCGCCAGAGAGUGCCGAGCCAGGAAGAAGCUGCGGUACCAGUACCUGGAGGAACUGGUCUCCAGCAAGGAGAGAGCCAUCUGCGCCCUGCGGGAGGAACUCGAGAUGUACAAGCAGUGGUGUUCGGCCAUGGAUCAGGGGAAGAUCCCGUCAGAGAUCAAAGCUCUGCUGACCGGAGACGAGCAGAAGCUGCCCCAGGGCGCCAGCGGCACCAAGACGUCCAAGAAGAACAACAUCAGCAGCAGCGCUUAACCUCCCCCCCCCCACCCCCCCACCCCCAGAGACUGACCGUACCAAACAAUCAUCCCCACACCCUGCUGCAUGUACUUAACCUCCCCCAGCUGUUAGCAUAUCUAUUCUUUGUUUCCCAGACGCACACGGAGCUGCGUUUAUGUGUGUCCCCCCCCCCCCCCAAAAGCAAUGAGAUGGCCGUCCCGCCGUAGCGUUAGAACGGACCCGAGAGGAACC
Molecule: messenger RNA, 812 nt
Organism: Sander lucioperca (pikeperch)
Lineage: Eukaryota; Metazoa; Chordata; Actinopteri; Perciformes; Percidae
Gene: crebl2
Product: cAMP responsive element binding protein-like 2
Exons: 4
Coding region: 240-596 (118 amino acids)
Biological process (GO): regulation of DNA-templated transcription
Cellular component (GO): nucleus
Molecular function (GO): DNA-binding transcription factor activity
Source: RefSeq, a predicted model, not a curated record